CAGAUUUAGUGCCAGGGACGUCUAUUUUUGUCUUGACGUCGCGUACCCAGUCUAGCGGCAUUCAGUUUCAAUCAUAUUUUAUCUUUAAAACAAUACAUAAUAAUAUGUAAAUCAUUAGGUAUCUAAAGAGAUUUAAAAAUAACUACACUUUUCAAAUAAUAUAAAUAGUUAAACCUAGUUGCAAACAUAGAGGUUACCAUUGUUUAUUGGAGUGUUAACAAUGAGAUUGUUUGUUCUAGUAUUAGUAGUAACAAUUGUUAACGUGAUAAAUGCAAAGGUAACAGAUGAAAAUUCCACCAAAAAAUGCGAUGCCAUGGGUGAUUGUAUUUCAGACUGCACCGAAAAAUGUGGAUGUGAUAGGGCUUAUAUUUACAAUGAAACUACAAAUGAGUGUAAGGUGAAUUUUAAAUAUAUAAUGAGUAUAACGAUUGAAAAAUAUAAUAAUCAAGAGAAAAUUCGUCAGGAAGCAGAAAGAAUAUUCAAAGGAAUAACCAUAUCUGCCAUUUUUAUAAUUUGCUGUGCUGCCACAUGUGCCCUCACUGCAUGUACAUACUGCUGUCGUAUUAAUUAUGCUGAUUAUAAAUUGAAGAGCGAUGUUGACGCUUUAACCAAGAAAAUUGGAAGAGACAAACAGAGGAAACCAGACAAAACAAAAAUAAAGCCAGAGGCAGAGAGUUGCAACGUCAUCGUGGAAGACGCCGGUGUUUUUGUUGUGUAAAACUUUUAUUUUAUCACCAAUAAAACGAUUAACUAUU
Molecule: messenger RNA, 755 nt
Organism: Plutella xylostella (diamondback moth)
Lineage: Eukaryota; Metazoa; Arthropoda; Insecta; Lepidoptera; Plutellidae
Source: RefSeq, a predicted model, not a curated record